AUGUUCUUCCACGACACAACAAGCGAUCUCAACAAAUACCCCAUGAACUACAACAUGUUUGCCGACAACGCCAUGGCCAUGGCAGCGGCGCCGGGUUGCAACAGCGACAUGCUUCCCACGGAGUUUAUCUACCCAAACUACAACCUUAACCACAGCAACGGGCUCGCUGAUCUCUCCGCUGGAUUCAUGGCCCACCAACAGCAGCAGCAACAGCAGCCACGGCCAAGGGGACUCCACCACCACCAUAGCAGUACCAGCAGCACAAGCAGCAGCACAAACAGCAGCACAAGCUCCAUCGUCCUCGACAAUGCCUACCUUCUUUCCUCCUCUUCUUCUACACCAGUAUCGACCUCGUCAUCUCUCCACAGUUACAGCGAAAGCAGUAACGCACCAUACUUCCUCACUUCCGACACUUCAUCCUCUACAUCUUCUACUCCUUCCUCUUCUUCUCCAAUUUCAUCUACUUCUUCUAUCGCGCCCAACCCUGCACUCAUCUCGACAGUGACAGGAUCAUCCUCUUCUUCUCCAACUUCCGCUUCUGCGAUGGAUUACAUGCUUACAAACCAAAAUUCCCUUUUAGUGCAGCCGCACCAGCAGCAUCAACAACAACACUAUCGUCAACAUCAACAAAUCGAUCAUAGACCCACAGCCCGUGUGCAAGGCAGUUACCCACAUCACCACCACCACCACAACAACAGCAACAACAACAACAACAACAACAACAUGCAGCAGCAGUACGUUCCCUUCCCUGCGAACGACUUUCAGGGGGUGCCUUCUUCUGCCGCCCCAGCUUCCUCGUCGUCUGCUGUCAUCACCCCUGCGGUCAUUGUCUGCAGUCAACAAGGUCCAGGCACAGGUCCACAACAACAACAAUACUCCCCCUGGAACAUUGACAUGGCCACGUCGUCCAAUCCCACAGCGAAUGCUCAAUUGCAAUUGACUUCGGCUCCCUUUAUUUCGAACCCAGCUAAAUCAACACCAACACCUUCUUCCGCCGCAACAGCAACAAUAUCAUCUGUCGCUUGGACCAACGAGUCCGAAGACGGAGGCGGAGGGCAGACGACUCAUCGUUCUAAGCAACAACAACAACAGCAGCAACAGCUCCACAUCAUGACCUCGCUCGAUUCUGGUGUCGCGUCGAUGUACCCUCAUAUCUCAGGCUCGCACAACCACCACGGCUUGGCUCUCUCCGUCGCCGCCUCGUUAGUUUCACAACACCAGCAACAACCUUCUUGCAUCACCUCGCCUGCUCAGCAGGCUGCCAUGUCGGCCCACUUCCAGAACCAGCCUCAAUACCAGCACCACGCGUCGUGGGGCAUGGCUGCCACCACUUCGUCACCUGUCGAGUCUUGCUUCAACUCUGGUUCCUCGACCCCUUCCUUCGCCUCGUCCAUGUCGCCCACUCUGUCCUACUCCAGUUUCGAGCUCGGCAGCAGCGACGACUCUUCUCGAGCCACUUCUCCUUCCCGCCACAACCAGCAUCAUCACCAUCACUACCACCAUGGCACUCCUUAUGACGCCCCUUCUCACUUUGAACGCCGCCACCGCCGUCGCGACUCGGAUGCAUCUUCUAGUUUGAUCAUCCGCUCCCGCAAGUCCUCGACUUCGUCUACAUCCUCAACCGCCUCCCAGCGCCGCAUGUCGACCUUGCGCGAGUCCACCCUCCCCUCCACACCCGUCUCUUCCUCCAACAACAACACCACCACAACAGCAACAACUACAUCGGUUUCCUCUCCAACUCACCAAUGCCCAACCUGCAAUCUCUGCUUCGCCGGCCCUGCAGUCCUGGUCCGCCACAUCGAAUCCAUCCAUGACAAGCUGCUCUGGAACUGUGUCGGCUGCAAGUCGAACCUCUCUCGCCGCGACGCCGUGACUCGCCACAUCAACCUCUCGCCCAUGGACUCUGUCUGCCGCGCCGUCGGCACAAUCGGCCAGAUCAAGAUGUUGAACGGCUCCGAGGUCCAUUACGAGAUCUCAUCCUACAAGGCCAAGCCCCUAGACGAGGUCAUGAACCGCAUGGGGAAGAAGAUCUCGGCUACAUUGAGACAAGAGAUUGAUCGUGCCAAGGCCAUGACGGAAGCUAACAAUGCCAUCGCGGCUGCCUCUGUCGCAUCUGUUGCUGCCGAGCCUGUGGUCUCGACGGUUGUUGCCAUGGGCGCCCACCAUCAUCAGUACCAGCAGCAGCAUGAGUAUGGGUUCACCGAGGAUAUCAUGGCUCGACUCCGCGAGGCUGCCGUUGCUGAUGGUAUGACUGCUACCGCUGCCUCUGAUGAAGAAUUGAUGAUGGUCGGAGGAGAAUAUGAUGACGAGAUGGAGUACGAGUCUGAUGGGUCUGUCAAGAAGCGUCGCCAACCCUUCCAGCAUACCCUCGGUCAACGCGAGAAGUAA
This is a messenger RNA of Linnemannia hyalina, 2388 nucleotides long. The record is from the annotation of a GenBank genome assembly. NCBI's taxonomy places the organism in Eukaryota, Fungi, Mortierellomycota, Mortierellomycetes, Mortierellales, Mortierellaceae.